CUUGGAGCAAAAGCUGUAUUGACAGUAUUGUUGACGCCCUGCGUGAUUGCAUUUUUGAUAUAUAAAUGGCGUAGAAGGCAUUUAUCCAUGUACGAUGUUGUUGAAGAAUUCUUGCAAAGCCACAAUAACCUCAUGCCAAUAAGGUAUUCUUACUUUGAAAUUAGAAAGAUGACCAAAAGUUUCAAGGACAAAUUAGGCGAAGGAGGCUAUGGCAGUGUAUUUAAAGGAACACUUCGAAGUGGUCAACUCGUAGCUAUAAAGAUGUUGUGUAACUCCAAAGCUAAUGGACAAGAUUUUAUCAAUGAAGUUGCAACCAUUGGAAGGAUUCACCAUGUUAAUAUAGUUCAACUCAUUGGUUUUUGUGUUGAAAGAUCAAAGCGAGCUCUAGUAUAUGAGUUCAUGCCUAAUGGCUCUUUAAAUAAAUACAUAUUUUCCUCAGAAGUAAAUACCCUCCUAAGCUAUGACAAAAUGUAUGAUAUAGCUCUAGGAGUGGCUCGUGGAAUUGAAUAUCUACAUCAAGGAUGUGCCAUGCAGAUUUUGCACUUUGACAUCAAGCCUCACAACAUUCUUCUUGAUGAGAAUUUGGAUCCGAAGGUGUCUGACUUUGGCUUGGCAAAGCUAUAUUCAGUAGAUGAUAGCAUUGUCUCUUUGACUGCUGCAAGAGGGACGUUAGGAUACAUGGCUCCUGAGUUGUUCUACAAAAACAUUGGAGGCAUUUCAUACAAAGCUGAUGUUUAUAGUUUUGGAAUGUUAUUGAUGGAAAUGGCGGGUAGAAGAAGGAACUUAAAUGCACUUGCAGACCAUUCAAGCCAAAUUUAUUUCCCUACUUGGGUGUAUGAACAAUUGCACGAUGGAAAGGACAUAGAAAUGGAAGAUGUUACCGAAGAGGAAAAGAAAAUAGUUAAGAAGAUGACCAUGGUCGCCUUAUGGUGUAUACAAAUGAAGCCUAGUAAUCGCCCUUCAAUGAAUAGGGUCAUAGAAAUGCUUGAAGAAGAAGUUGAAAGCUUACAAAUGCCUUCCAAGCCUUUCUUAUCAUCAAUAGAGAGCCCCAUGAGGGAUGCUGGAGAGGAUUCAAAUCAAACUUGCUCAUCAAUUCAAUCAGAAGAAUCAAGUCAAACAACUCAGUUUUAAAUGCAAAUUAAGUGAUAUGAGUCUCCUCAAUUACAUUCCCAUUAAAUAGGGGCAUUUAGUGUUCUCAUCUAUAUUUGAUAGCACAAAGAUGCUUGAUGUUUAUGUGUAGUAAAUAAGAUCAGUUCCUUUGAUU
This is a messenger RNA of Corylus avellana, 1264 nucleotides long. Lineage: Eukaryota; Viridiplantae; Streptophyta; Magnoliopsida; Fagales; Betulaceae. The record is from RefSeq and is a predicted model, not a curated record.